Exophiala mesophila is the source of this 1653-nucleotide messenger RNA. RefSeq lists its product as uncharacterized. The coding region runs from base 83 to 1549 and encodes 488 amino acids. The transcript has a single exon. The record is from RefSeq and is a predicted model, not a curated record. NCBI's taxonomy places the organism in Eukaryota, Fungi, Ascomycota, Eurotiomycetes, Chaetothyriales, Herpotrichiellaceae.
UUGAGAAAAUAUGACCAAAAGGUGAAUCAGAAUCAGAAUCAGAAUCACUACAACUUCUGCUGCGGCCCCAAUUCUCCAAUGAAUGUCCUCCUCUAGUCCUGCAACUAUUGUCGACAAUCCAUUUGUCAAGUCCGAGAACAAAUCCUGGCACAUCAAUCCUCCGUCAUCCCUUCAACGGUCAGUCUCGCCGCCUAGCGUUCCCCGCCGCAGGUCAAAUCAUGCAACCAUCACCACGACCACCGGUCACUCAGAUCACACCUCGACUAAGCCAUCCACAGCCGCCGUAGAAGCCGGUCAAGUUUCUAUUGACGAUCAUGUCACAUUCUUCUCGACAAAGCUCUCUGCUGCACGCCUUCCCAAUGUGAUCAACCAGCCCCGGAUAUCACAUCAAGCAUGGCUAGACCUUUACCAAAGAAACCUCACUGAUCGUGGUCAUCAUUUUGUGGUGCAUCAACAUGACCACCCCGUUGCCGGAACGCAUUACGAUCUGCGUUUGCAAUGCAAUGCUACCAGUUCCAUCAGCUUCGCCAUCAUGUAUGGUCUCCCUGGCGAUCCUAAUAGUCGACGAUUGAACCGCAACGCCACCGAAACCCGCGUCCACAACCUUUGGAAUCACCUCAUUGAGACUGCUUCCUAUGACACUGGUACAAUGCUUUUAUGGGACACGGGAGAAUAUUCCGUCCUUCCAUAUUAUCCUUCGAAGACUUCCAGCAAUGAGACAGACGAUUCAGAGUCGGAUUUGGAUGCUGGAUCCUUGAUACCCUCCGAGAAUGUUGAAUCGGAACCACAGAAGCUAUAUCGUGCGUUCCAAGCACGCAAGAUAAAGCUACGUCUUCAUGGGACGAAACUCCCGCCCGGGUACACUAUCAGCCUACGACUGACACGUGAAAAUAACCGCGAGGAACAGCCCAAGGCACCGUCUUUUAGACGACGACGAAGACGACCAGCACAGGUCAAGACAUCAGACUCAAGCGCAACGUCUUCCGACCAAGAAGAGUCUUGGGAACAAAAAUCUUCCAAUGACGAUACCUCGGCGCUGCCUCGACUCAAGCGCAGCGUUUCGUCUCUUCAUCGCGCCGCUUCUCCACCUCUAUCCAAACGUGCAAAACCUAGCACCGCAAAAUUGACAAAAGAAGAAGAUGCUCCAGCACCAGCUCCAGCACCAGCACCAGCACCAGCACCAGCACCAGCACCAGCACCAGCACCAGCACCAGCACCAGCGUUGUCUUCUGAUGAACAAACCCGUCUCGAAAAUGCAUACCCCGGAGCAAACAACACAUUCCAGUCCAUUCAUCAACGUAAGUGGUAUUUAUCCAUGGAUCGACUAGCCAGCGGGUUUUGUCCAGUGAGGUCCAAGCAAACUGGAACGGUUAGCUGGGAGCGAGGACAGCAGGAAGAUGGAUCCAUGACUGGGUUUGAGCGAUUCCACGUGCUGGGCAGAGAUCAUGAAACAAGCGUCUUGACGGGCAGGAUGGCAGCAGAUGUGGCCAAGGACGAGGGCCUGAUUGGAUAUAAACCACGUGGAGGGUGGAGAGGAGUCACGGAAUAAAGUGGGCAUGGUCAGUAGUGUAUAGAAAAGUCACAAUUCUGAUUCAGGUUGUUACCAAAUCGCUUUCUAUGUAUGCAUUGUCGGUUUCUAUCCUGAGAUCAUUU